AUGACACCCGCUGAUACAGCUAAUGAAGCGCUGGAUACUACGCUGGCGGCCAUGCAAUUGCUGAUCAAGCGGUGCACGUUGUUGGAGUCUGGCUAUCCAGAGGCCCUCAGAAUCUCGGAUGAGAUUGCCAGACACGUGGCGAAAGACUUAAAACUUCAUGGAGGGAAUGCGACAUCCUGUUCCCCGCAGCUACUGUCAUGCGCUGCUGUUGUGCGAGAGUGCUCAAAGGCUGGCACUUUUCAGACAAUGCCGGAUUGGACAUCCGUGAUAGACAAUGAUCUGAGAAUCAAGGGUCACCCGCGGUUCAACAAGACGCUAAACUACCGCUCUCGCGCAGCAGAUGAGAUUCCCAUUCUUUUGGAUUCUGAACCGGUGACAUCGUCCGGAACUCAUGCGGCCGUCCAUUUUGCACCGUUGGCCAUAGCGCCUCCACCCACCUUGUCUCCUCUUCCCAUAGAUAGGGCCUUUGUCAAUAGUCCUUCACAGGCAAUUGCACCGCCAUCGCCUUCUCCCACCUCAAUGGCGCUGGAACCUCUGACCCCGCUUCCCGUGUCCGCAGUUUCUAUCCCCUCCAAAUAUAACCUAUUUGUGCCAGGGACAAAGAACGCUAAGACAGCACCAAAGGCCGGAAACAGGAAGAAGAGGAAGGCAGAAGAUAACAGCGCGGAAGAGGUGAAAUUGGGGAACAUACCGAAUGCUCCAUCUCGGUUGGGCAAGUCGAGUCAGAAGAGAAGCAAGCAUGUAUCGGGUGACGACCGGAAUGAGCAUACUGACAUCACCUCUGUCAUAGAGAAUGUGGCACUGGAACGUUCAGAUUCGACCGAGAUGGCCGAUGAGAGAGGUUUCUGGGAUGCAGAGACCAGGCCCGUUGAAUGGGGUAGGGAUUCUGCUAUCGCCACGGCAGCAGAGUUUUCCGUUCAUCACCACCCGCAGAAGUGUGAUAAGUGUAGCAAAUCGGGGGUGCCCUGUCUUGUCCUUCCGGACAAGAAAUUUGGAUGCAUUCGACUUGCCUGCGCUAAUUGUGAUGAAAUGAAGGUCACAUGUGCAAUCAACGGAGUUGGUGUCCGGGAGAGAAUGCAAGCGAAAGCCAAGGCCAUGGCAGCCGAGGCAGUUGCCAAUCCUACCAGAUGCUCCAAGUCGCGUGCUCCGAAGUCCCGAGUUAUUAACAAGACGGUGGUUAAUACUAGGUCCCAGAAGACGCCCAUGCCGCCCAAUCGGUCAUUGUCUGUAGUUGAGGACGAUAUAGUAGAACAUGAAGAUUUGGCCUUGGCGGGUGAGCCGAAGUACAUGGAUGUCACGCCGGCUCAAGCAGAGGUUCUGCCAAUCCCAACAAUGGGCUCAUCCGUGUCCGUCGAGCCCCAAGGACAAUCAGUAGCACUCGUGAAUCCUGCGGAAUGUGAGCCGACUGCAAGGGACAUCCUGCAGAGCAUUCAAGACCUGGGCAGGCGACUUGAUGGUCUCGCUACUAAUGACAGGGUUAAUAAUUUGGAAGAACGACUCGAUUCGAUGGAAGAGGUGGUUGGGCGGCGGUUGGACGUACUGGAGCGAAAACUCAGAUACUCGGAUUCGGAAUGGAAAGCAACAUCGUCAUCGCUCGGACAUUUAACCAUGUCCCUUCGGGAUCAUAUGGAUGAUCUGACCGCACACCGUCCUCGGAUCGACACCACUGCGUAUGCUCCCCCUCACCAUGGGAAUGUGCACCUUCCGGCUUGGCUAGCUAAUCACGAUGACGAUCCUAACAUCUCUGCUAUCGGUAGACAGUGGACUCACACGUGGGAUGCGUCCAUUUUGACUGGUGUCCACGGCCAUGUCGGGACUUCUGCAUCUGCUGCACACAUCGCCGAAACUCCGGAUCCUGCAGUUUUGCCGGUUGAUGCGGAUGCAUGCGUUGAGCUCUGCAGUGAACUUUCAACUAUAUCCAAUUGA
Suillus fuscotomentosus is the source of this 1926-nucleotide messenger RNA. RefSeq lists its product as uncharacterized. NCBI's taxonomy places the organism in Eukaryota, Fungi, Basidiomycota, Agaricomycetes, Boletales, Suillaceae. The record is from RefSeq and is a predicted model, not a curated record. The transcript has 6 exons. The coding region runs from base 1 to 1926 and encodes 641 amino acids.